This is a messenger RNA of Thamnophis elegans (Western terrestrial garter snake), 7230 nucleotides long. Its product is annotated as NACHT, LRR and PYD domains-containing protein 3-like. Gene Ontology annotation, cellular component: cytoplasm. Lineage: Eukaryota; Metazoa; Chordata; Lepidosauria; Squamata; Natricidae. The record is from RefSeq and is a predicted model, not a curated record.
GUGUCCUUCUUUACCAAUCUGAAAAUCUGGUCACCUUACCUUUUACCCCCCCCCCCCUCCAUGUUCUCAGCCUCCUUGAUCUCUUGUAAAGAGGAGAAAAAGAAACUGCACAUGGCCAGAAACACUUUCCUGGUAUUACAACUCUGUAGGAGGUUGAGAAAGAAUCAGGAAAGAUGUGGAAGACAUUAAGUGAAGCAGCAGCUGUGUGUCUUCAUUGUCUUAAGGCAUUUUUCCAAAUCUGUUGCAGCCUGGUUAUUUGAUAUAACCAAUUAAGCAGAACUGCUGUGAAAGUUUUCCUCUCUUGAAACAGGUGUCUCAGGAUACAGCAGAGGAAACACUAUUCACACAAUACAAGGAAGAAGGGAUGGGCACUUUUGAAAAUGAAAGUGCUUUUAUCUAGGGCCUGUGAAGGGCAAAGCUUUAUCCAUCUGUUUACAAAUUCAGCACCAAUUUAACCAAUUUAGUUUCCAACUCCAUUCUUUUUUGUCCCAAAAAGAUAAGCGUGCCAUCCUAUGUGCUUAAAUAAUGGAGGGUUGGAUUUGGUGUAACAUGUGUCUAGACUUUUCUGGGCCAUUUAGUAGGGCUUUGAUUAAGACCAGGAGUGUCAAACUCUUGUCAUCACAGCAGCAUCACGUGAUGUAUCGGGACUUUUUUCUCCUUCGCUAAACUGGGCAGGGCCAGCACGUGAUGUAUCCAGUCUGCGGUCCCCGAGUGUGAUAUCCCUGAGUAAGACUUUGUAGAAUAAUUUAUGCAGAGAGGAAACAUAUCCAGGAAAGAAAGAGGCCCUCCACCUGAGCUUGAAGUGGGCUGGCAAUAGAGGAACCCUGGUUUUCACCAUCAGCCUGUUAAGCAUAUAGAGAUGUUUUGGAAGUUUUGCUUGGAGAACCUUAAGAUCUGGCUCCUCAUACAGGUAGUGUACUUGAUACCAAGAUGAAAUUCCUAUGAUUUCAUAUUGACAACUCUACUGGCUUUUCAGUGUGCUGAAACACUGUGUAGAGUUCAACCUCUUAAGCUGUCUGUGCUUUUAAUGUUUAAUCACAUGCUUCAGCAGGUGAACCCUGGGGCAUUAGUUUAGCAGGAAAUGUGUCCCGCCUGCAAAAGCUGAUCUGGCCCUCAUGCGCCCUCUGUGAAAGAAGGAAAAAGGUCUUAUAUGCCAGAGGGUGCAAGGCAGAUGCAGAGCAGGUGUGGUUUGCAGAUUGACAGGUGUAGCUCAAUAAAAUAAAAGGCAGAGUCUAGGUUUGUCUCAAUAAGCCACAACACAUUUAUUCAGCUGAAUAAAAAUGGGUCCCUCCUAAGAAGGAGGAAACCCUGAACACAGUGCAAGGCAGAUAUUUAGAUAUAUAAAUUGCUUUCACUUCAUUACAUAAGAAGCAACUGACACACGACAAAUAAGAUAUAGAAGUAGAAAAGUUAUAAAAAUAGUCAAGUAUGCUUUCUGUUGUUUUGGUCAUAUGCCUAAUCCACGGGUUAGUAUAGUUUCCUGUGAAGCUUUCCAUGGCCCCAAGGCCUUUUUAUGGCCUAUGGCAUUUUGCCUAGAGUUCUGUGAUAGCUUCCAGCCCCAAUUGCACUAGGCAAACAGUUGGCACUGUUUGUCUAGCUGGAAGAUAUGUUACACCUCUUUGAAGUGUGAAGAAAGGAAGAAAAUAUAUAUCGUUAUAAUGAACAAUUAAAGCAAUUGAAUAAAGUUUGGCUUACAGUCAUGAAAGGAUUCUACACUGGUCGGAAUUUACUGCAGUUUAUAAAACUUGGACAAUGAUAAGAGUUUCCACGGUUGCUGCUUAAACACAUUCAGUUUUGGGCAACCAUUGUGGUGUUGCUUUUCUCAUAUAACUUUGUUGAAAUUUAAAUUUAAACAUUUUUUAUUUGUUUCAAUUUAUUUUUAAUAGAACACAGGUACAUACAAUAAUUUGAUUUAGCUUCUGUGAGUGAAAGUUAACAUUUGCUUAGCUAUGAUUGAUAAUCUCAAUCACAAACAUUGAAUGUGCAUACAUUAUAUCUUGCUGUAUUGGCAUAUUGCCACAUUAUGAUUUUUACCAUAUGAUUUUUCUCUUAGAGAGGGAGUUAGGAAAUUCCAGACAAUCUCCCAAAAAGAUUAAUAUCAAGACAGGCAGUCUGAGAAUAAUGAAUAAUUUAGAAUGAUUCAAUGAACAAUCCUUCUGCCUAAUGUUUAGUUUGGUGACUGAGUGAUUAUGGGCUCUGUGUAAUCCAACAUCUGAAGUCAUUGGUUUAAUGUAGGCCAUAGAUGUCUCCUUGCUGGUAUUAAAGUGAAAUCCAGAAUUAUUUGAGCAGAAAUCCUUCUCAUGAGUCACAUCUGGGUGCUUUCCUCAACCACAUUUGCACUUACAGUAUAUGAUAGGAACUCUCUGUUCCUCUGGAUUAGCCUGCCAUGUUACGGUGACAGAGGAAGCAGCCAUGUGAUUCCCCAAACUUCGGCUGGAAUGUGGCUUGCUAACUCUUCUUUACAAAUACUUCUAGUUUAUGAUUAAUAUUGAUAUAUUAAUUAAGAUUACUAGUAUGAUUAUUAUUGUACUUUUACUCAAAAUUAAUUAUGCCCAGACAACAUUCUGUUAAGAUAGACAUGCAAUUAUUAUGUUUUUAAACAAAAAAGUACCAAUAAAACACAUAUUUUUUUAAAAAAAAACACUUCUGCAUAGCAUGGCCUUCUCUCAUCCCCAGAGCAUGAUCAUGGCCAGUAAUGCCCUUCUAAAGGAAUAGAUUAGAUAGUAACACAGUAGGGAAUCUUCUGUGCUUCAAAUAUUUUAUUAGUUUAUCAAAACAUAAAAUACAGAAAUAUAAAGAAAAAUGAAAAUAAUGGGAAAAUAAGUAAAGAAAACAAGUAGGUUAAAGGGAAGAAGAAAAAGAAAAUAAUUGGCUUCCAACUCCUUUUGGCAUAGUAGAAUAAAGUAAUAACAUACAAUCUCAACUUUUUAUUUUUGCUAAUGAUAUGUAGUAGUCAAUUCUAUAAUAACAAACCUAUCUAAUCAGCAAAACCCAAGUUCAAAGUUUCGUUUUUUUCCCACCUCAACUACAAAGUCCAAAAGCAAUUUCCAAGUAGAAACAAAAUUGUGUUCUUUUCUUUAAUCAAGCCAGACAAUUUAUGCAUCUCUGCUAAUUCCAUCAACUUCUGCAGACAUUUGUCUGUCGUGGGAAUCAAGCCUCCUCUAACUAGUUGGCCUUCUCCAUCUCUUGCAAAGAGGAGAAAAUCAAUCUGCAUAUGCCAAGAAACUCUUGUCCAAUAUUGCAAACUCCAUGAGGCUGAUGAAGCACCAGGAAAGCAAAGCAUCAGCUGCCUCAAAACACGGCAACGGAAACCAUAAUUGACACAAUAAGUACCAGGAGGAAGGGAGGAGCACUUUUGAAAACAAAACUGCUUUAAAUAGAAGACAUGCGAAGGACAUUUUAUCUACCAUACAUGUUUAAAAAUUUAGGACCGAUUUAGGUUUCAGACUCCAGUUUUCACCAUAGAAAGCAGUGACCUUUAACAGGAUGAAAAGGCAACAGAAUUUGACCACUUUCUUCAGCAAGAAACCAAGAUUGGAACAAUCAGAUACAAAGAAUUGGCCUUGGAUGAUCCCCUCUACUGACCACUUAAGUAUGAUGUAAGGUCCAUGGAAGUCAAUUUGUGACUGUGAACUGUGAAAAUAUGUGGCUGAAACAAUCAGAUAUAAUCCAUCAUAAUUGAAAUGAACAACACUGAGAGAGAUCAUCUUUACAUAGCAUUGAAUAAUAUUCUUGAGGAUGAGUUUGAAGAAUUUAAAUGGAGGCUAAAAUUUAUUCACUAUAAUGGAAAGGAAAACAUUCCUACAGCUCUAUUGGAGAAAGCUAAGCGAUUAGAAGUUAUAGAUUUUCUGAUUCAAUAUUAUGGAAAAGAUGCUGUUGAUGUGUGUAUCAAUGUCCUUCAAAAAAGCAAUAUAAAUGAUAUUGCUAAAAAUCUUAAAGAAAUGCAACAGAAAGUUGCAGAUGUUGAUGUUGAUGCCCACCAACUUAUAUCAGAUUACAAAAACUACAUUAAAAAAACAUUUGAUAAAAUGAAAGAUCCUAAUGCUGUUCCUGGUGAAUAUGUACUCCUGAAUCAGAGAUAUUCAAAAUUAAUCAUGCUAGGUGAUCACCAGUCUGAAGAGGAGAGAGAAGAUGAAAUUAUGGCAACAGGAAGGAAACAUGUUGAAAUCAUCAGCAAGAGAGCCAAGUCUUCAACCAGCAUUGAAGCAUUAUUUAACCCUGAUAAACGAGGAUUAAUUCCACAAGUUGUUGUACUACAAGGAGCUGCAGGAAUUGGAAAAACUAUGAUGGCCAAAAAAAUCAUGUUUGAUUGGGCUUCUCAACAACUUUACCAAAACAAAUUUAAUUAUGUUUUCUAUAUUUAUUGUAGAGAGAUGAAUCUCCAUGCAGAAUCAGAAAAGAGUAGCAUUGCAGAGAUAAUUUCAAAACAGUGGCCCAAAUAUCAUGGAAUGAAAAAUGUCAUUCGAAGCAUACUGAAAAAUGAAAACAAGCUUCUGUUCAUAAUUGAUGGUUUUGAUGAAUUACGAUAUUCCUUUGAUGAUCAGUGUGAAGUCUACUUUUGCACUGAUCCCUGGAAGGAGGAGCCAGUGAGAAUUAUUUUGAGCAAUUUAUUUCAAAAAAAGCUUCUAUCUGAAUCUUAUCUUAUAAUCACAACAAGACCUAUUGCUUUGGAGAAACUCCAUCGAUGUUUAGAGCACCCACGGUAUUUUCAGAUAUUGGGGUUUUCUACAAAGGAGAGGGAAGAAUAUUUCUACAAUUUUUUUGGAAAUAAAGACCAAGCAACUGAAGCUCUCAGAUUUGUGAAACAAAAUGAUAUGCUUUUCACCAUGUGUGUCAUUCCCCUUGUGAGCUGGAUCAUCUGCACAGUGAUGAAGCAGGAGAUGGAGAGAGGCAAGGAUCUGCAGAAGACACCAUGCACCCUCACUGCAAUCUAUAUGCUGUAUCUCUGCAGCUUGUUAAAGUUUACCAAAAAAAAAUCCAAACAGGAUGUCCAAACCAAUGUGAAAGGUUUGUGCUCUUUAGCUGCAGAAGGAAUCUGGAAACAGCAAAUAUUAUUUAUGGAGGAAGAAGUCAAGAAGCACAGUUUGGAUCAGGAACAAUCCCUUUCCCUCUUUCUGAAUGAGAACCUCUUCAAAAGAGACAUUGAUUGUAUUCAAACAUACAGCUUCAUUCACUUAAGCUUCCAGGAGUUUUUUGCUGCUUUGUUUUAUGUUCUAGAAGAAAGAGAGGAGCAACAUUCUGAAAAUCGGAAUAAACGUUUGCAGACACUGUUAGAAAGACAUAUAUAUUUUAGGACUGAUUUUGUAGUAGGAUUUCGCUUCCUCUUUGGUUUUUUAAAUGAAGAGGAAAGAAUGAGAGAAUUGAAAGAAGAAUUUGGAUGGGAAUUUUUUCCUAGUAAUAAAGUGUUCCUAUUAGACUGGGUGAAAAAUAACAUUAAAAAAAGAAUUUAUUUCAAUUUGCAAAAAGAAAUUUUUAGUUAUUUAUAUGAGACCCAGGAUGACAAUUUUGUAAAAAAUGCAUUAGAUGGUAUCACUGAAAUAGAUUGUCAGUGCAAUUUAGAUAUGGAAUUGAUGAUCCUGGCCUAUUGUAUACAACACUGCCAGAAUUUGAAGAAUCUCAAUAUUGAAAACCAUGCAUUUCUAUAUCAGACAGAGGAAGAAUUAUUAAUUCCAGAAAACGAGAAAUGGAAUUUGGAUGAAAGAUAUGUGGAGGGCUUUUUUAAAGCACUGACAGAGCUGAGACAUUUAAAAAUCCUGAGGCUUCCUGGAGGGUUCCUGACCAAAUCCUGCAGCAGGCAUCUUGAAGAAGUAUUCAGGAGAAAUCAGAGGUUGGAGAAGUUACAGUUGUCCCUCGUGAAUGCAGAUGGCACUGCAGUGGAAUUGCUGUGUGCUGGGCUGCAACAUCCAGAUUGUAAAGUAAAAGAACUGCAACUUUCUGAAGAAUCCCUGGCUGAAUCCUUCAGCAGGCAUUUUGCAGAAGUACUCCAGAAAAACCAGGGAUUGAGAGUGUUAAAGUUGUUCUUCAAGAAUACAGAUGGCAGAGCAGCAGAAAUGCUAUGUGAGGGACUACAAUGUCCAGAAUGUAAAAUAGAAGAACUAUGCCUUCAUAUAGAAUCUCUGACGGAAUCCCUCAGCAGGCCUCUUGCAGAAGUACUCAGGAAAAAUCAGACAUUGAGAGAGUUUGAGCUGUUUCCCAACAACACAGAUGAGAGAGCAAUGGAAAUGUUAUGUGAGGGGCUCAAACAUCCAGACUGUAAAAUAGAAGUAAUGCGACUUAAUGAAGAGUUCUUGAGAGAAUCCUGUAGGAGACACAUUGCAGGAGUUCUCAGGAUAAACCAGACCCUGCGUGAAUUAUAUUUGCAUGGUGACUGCAUUAGUGACAAUGAAGAGAAGCUGCUGUGUGGAGAACUAAAACGCUCAGGAUAUAAGUUAAAGCUACUAUGGUUGAAUGGAAAAUGUAUUCUGUGGAAUGGAAAAUGGAUGGACCACAUGUUUUGAGCUUCCAUUGUAGAUGUUUCUUCAUGUUUGCUCACUUGAUUUUUUUUUGGGGGGGGGUUGCAUUCAGAAUAUGAAAAGAAAGAGUUGGAAUUUCAUAUCUUUCAAGUGAAAGUCUGAAGAAUGUUCUUUCAGCAAGUUUAAUGUGAACUGAGGACUUUUCUCUCUUUUCAGAUGAAAAGCGCCAAGCUACAAGAAUGAAAGUUAAGAGAAUGAAUUUGGGACCUUGACAGGUUUCAAAAUAAAUACACAGACAGCAAUGUUGAACAAGGAUAUGUCUUCUCAGAUAGUGAUAUAUUGAACAAAAAGUUUGAUUUUAGAGUUGAGAAAAAGAUGAAAACCUUAGGGGUCAUGCUGACAAAUACAAAUAUAAAACUGUUUCAAAACAACUACUUCCCUCUUUGGAGGGAUAUUAAAUAGGACUUACAAAGUUGGGAUAAACUGCACUUAUUAUUAUUUGGUAGAAUCUCUGUAAUCAAGAUGAAUAUUUUACCAAAGAUGCUUUUUUAUUUCAGACAAUACCAAUAUUUACAACUGCCAAUUCAUUUAAACAAUGCCAGAAGGAUAUUUCUAAGUUCAUAUGGCAAGGGAAAAAACCAAGAAUUAGAUAUAAGCUACUGCAAAAUGCUAAGGAAAGAGAGAGUUUGGGCCUACCACGCAUGAAGUUGUAUUUUGUUAGCAGAUUUUGUUAUUUUUAUUAUUUUUUCCCUUCUACAACACAUUACAGUCAUUAUAU